GGAAAAUAUCCAAUGACUUUCGCCAUCUUGAAUCUUGUUUAAAUCUCGUCUAUCACGUGAUUUCAACGAGAGUUGGUGAAAAAUUGCCGGGAAAAAAUGUCAACGAAAGAUCCAACACAAACAGAAAAAUCAAAUCCUAAUUUACCAUGGGUUGAAAAGUACAGACCAAAACAUUUAGAUGAACUUAUAUCCCAUAAAGACAUUAUUUCGACAAUUGACAAAUUUGUCAAAGAAGACAGACUUCCCCACCUGUUGUUCUAUGGACCUCCAGGAACAGGGAAGACUAGUACUAUCUUAGCAGUUGCCAAACAGAUUUACUCCCCAAAGGAAUUCAACUCCAUGGUUCUAGAGUUAAAUGCCUCCGAUGACAGAGGGAUAGGGAUUGUAAGAGGACAAAUUCUGAGUUUUGCCAGUACAAGAACUAUCUUCAAAUCUGGAUUUAAGAUUGUGAUACUGGACGAGGCAGAUGCUAUGACAAGAGAUGCACAGAAUGCAUUACGAAGAGUUAUAGAGAAGUUCACAGAGAACACUCGUUUCUGUAUAAUUUGUAACUACCUGUCCAAGAUCAUCCCGGCUCUCCAGUCACGAUGUACGCGAUUCAGAUUCGGACCGCUGGGUACAGAUCAAAUGGAACCUCGUCUACAGCAUGUCAUAGAGCAGGAAGGUUGUAAUGUGACAGAGGAUGGAAUGAAGGCAUUGGUUACAUUGGCUAAUGGGGAUAUGAGAAAAGCUUUAAAUAUUCUUCAGAGUACACAUAUGGCACAUGAUGUGGUCAAUGAAGACAAUGUUUACACCUGUGUAGGUCAUCCACUCAGGAGAGAUAUAGAGAACAUCAUUAACUGGACGCUGAAUGAGAGCUUCACCACCUCUUAUAACAAUAUCCUAGAAAUGAAGACAGAAAAAGGACUGGCUCUUCAGGACAUACUGACUGAAGUUCAUACCUAUGUUCAUCGACUUGAUUUACCAAUCAACGUGAAAAUUCAUCUUCUUGAAAAAAUGGCAGAAGUUGAGUACAGAUUAGCCUCUGGAACCAAUGAAAAGAUACAGCUGAGUUCACUUAUCGCUGCCUUCCAAGUGGCCAGGGAUCUCAUUGUGCAAGAAGCCUAACCUUCUUGGGCUAAAUAUGUACUGUUGAUAUAUGAAUGUACUGUUGAUGUGGUAUGAUAAAAUUUUUUUUAGUGGUA
Saccostrea echinata is the source of this 1184-nucleotide messenger RNA. RefSeq names its product replication factor C subunit 5-like. Gene Ontology annotation, cellular component: nucleus; DNA replication factor C complex. The record is from RefSeq and is a predicted model, not a curated record. The transcript is spliced from 11 exons. Bases 97 to 1107 code for a protein of 336 amino acids. NCBI's taxonomy places the organism in Eukaryota, Metazoa, Mollusca, Bivalvia, Ostreida, Ostreidae. Gene Ontology annotation, biological process: DNA-templated DNA replication; DNA repair. Gene Ontology annotation, molecular function: ATP binding; DNA clamp loader activity; DNA binding.